Molecule: messenger RNA, 518 nt
Organism: Patella vulgata (common limpet)
Lineage: Eukaryota; Metazoa; Mollusca; Gastropoda; Patellidae
Exons: 5
Coding region: 3-467 (154 amino acids)
Molecular function (GO): calcium ion binding
Source: RefSeq, a predicted model, not a curated record
CAAUGGCGUUGAAGUUUUUCAUUUCUCUGGUCUUGUUUGGUGCUGCUUCGGUCACAUGUGCUGAAGUUCAUGAACAUGGAUCAACAGCUGAUCUAUAUGAUAGAGCUAUAACUGAAGUUUGGAGGAGUUCCGACAGAAAUGAAGAUGGUGUCUUUUCUACAGGAGAGAUGCUUUUGGGUUUCGCUAAUUUUGACGAAAAUAGUGACGGUCGAGUUUCCCGUAAAGAAUACGUAGACUUUGUCGUUCAUCCCAAUCCGGAAUUAAAGGAAUUCAGCCACUAUCUGUUUAACAGCUAUGACGUCAAUUCAGACCACCAUAUUGAUGGCAAUGAUUUCGCUGGACUCCAGAGGGCCAUGGAUUUAGACCAUGACGGUGUUGUAUCAAAAACAGACUUUUAUCACUACUGGUAUCAGCUGCUUCAAGAUACGGCUCAUCUACAUGGUCAUGGUUCCCAUUUAACCGGUUAAAGGUCCAAGGAGGUGGUCAUGUAUCGCUUUAAUUCAUAAUAAAAUCCAAAG